AAAGUGCCUACUGCAGUUGUCUACUUGAAUAAUAUUGCGCCACUCUAUAAUUCUGCUGUGAUUCAUUCCAUAGCCAAACUCAUAAGUAUACCAUCAGUUUAUACUGCAUUGCUUUAAUAAAGAUUAAUUUAAUCAAAUUAAUAAACAUAUAUAAAUAUGGCAAAUUCACAAAUUAAAGUUCAAUAUAAUCAGAUAUUCAUCAAUAACAGUUUCGUAAACUCAUUAAGUGGAAAAACGUUUUCUACUAUCAAUCCAGCUAAUAAAAAGAUAAUUAUCAAUGUUGCGGAAGGAGAUAAAGAGGAUGUAGAUUUGGCGGUUAAUGCAGCAAAGACUGCAUUUCAACCAAAUUCUGAAUGGCGUACAAUGAACGCAUCUGAUCGAGGGCAAUUAAUCUACAAAUUAGCAGAAUUGUUAGAAAAAAACAAAAUUAAUUUGGCAAAUUUAGAAUCUUUAGACAAUGGUAAACCAUAUAAUAAUUCUGUGUUAGAAGUAGAGUUUGCUGUUUCAAUUCUUCGAUAUUAUGCGGGAUUUGCUGACAAAAUUCACGGAAAAACUAUACCAUCAGAUGGACCAUAUUUUACAUUCACUAAACGUCAACCUGUUGGAGUAGUCGGAAUAAUUGUACCAUGGAACUAUCCAAUUAUUAUUACCAUACAUAAAUUGGCACCAGCACUUACUACUGGAUGUACUGUUGUAUUAAAACCAGCUGAACAAACUCCUCUCACUGCUUUGUAUAUAGCUGCACUAUCAAAAGAGGCUGGAUUUCCAAAUGGAGUCAUUAACGUUAUACCCGGUUAUGGUCCAACUGCAGGUAAAGCUAUAGCUAGUCAUCCAGAUAUACAUAAAGUGACUUUUACUGGAUCAACAGAAGUUGGAAAAUUAGUCAUGGAAGAAGCAGCCAAGUCUAAUUUAAAACGUGUGUCAUUGGAGUUGGGUGGUAAAAGUCCUUUGGUAAUAUUCGAUGAUUUUGAUGUUGACGAGGCUGUUAAAAUUGCUCAUGAUGCGGUAUUUGUUAACAUGGGUCAAAAUUGUUGUGCUGCUUCUAGAACAUUUGUUCAUGAAAAUAUUUAUGAUACAUUUGUAAAAAAAGCUGCAAAAUUGGCAUCUGGUAAGAAAGUUGGAGACCAAUUUGAUGCCAAUACACAAAUAUGGCCUUUAGUAAGCGAAGAACAAUACAACAAAGUUUUGAGUCUGAUUGAAUCUGGUAAAAAAGAAGGUGCCAAAUUAGAAACUGGUGGGUCUAAAGUUGGUGACACAGGUUAUUAUGUGUAUCCUACUGUAUUCUCAAAUGUUACUGACAAUAUGACAAUUGCUAGAGAAGAAAUAUUUGGACCGGUUCAACAAAUCAUUAAAUUCAAAACUUUGGAUGAAGUAAUAAACCGGGCAAAUAACACUAAAUAUGGAUUAGCUGCUGGAAUAUUAACUAAAAAUAUGGAUAUUGCGAUGAAGUAUAUGGACAAUGUUAAUGCUGGUUCAGUUUGGAUUAACAGUUACCUUGUCUUCUCAGCACAAAUUCCAUUUGGUGGAUUUAAUCAAUCUGGAUUUGGUAGAGAAUUAGGAGAAGACGGUUUAAAUGACUACUUGGAAGUUAAAUCUAUCUCAAUCAAGCAAUAAAUUUCAUACAAUGAAAUAAAUAAAAAUGUAUGUUCAUCAAUGUAUAAUUUAAGUAUUCCUUUUUAUAUUAAUUAAAGUUAACAAUAAUAUUGAAUUUCUUUUAAAUUUUGUUUCAUUCUUUAUAAGUUUGAUUGUUUAAUUACUGAUAUUUAUAUUACCUAUAUUAUGAAAUACUGAAAUAUAAAUCUAUUGUGUUAAUUAUUAAAAUUUAGCAGAUAUCUAUUUACUAGGAUACAGUUGGUUCCAUGACUUAAAUCAAUAGUGAUCUUAUUUCUAAUUCUUAUUGUAUCAUAAAUAUACCUAUGUAAUUAACAUUGGAUACUUGGAUGUAAGGGUUUCAUAUAGUCAUACAAAUCACUAUGUCAAUUUAAUAUAUAAUCACCAGGUAUAUUAGCAUCAAUCGUAAUCGUAGCCUGUUACAUUGAAACUUUAAUAUGAAGUAUGAUAACUGAUAAGUGUUGAGUUUGGGUGAUUGCUAAGUUUAGAAUCAGGACUUAUAAAUUUAUAUUUCUGAUGAAAUAACUUAUAAGCCUAAUGUGUAAAUUGUAAAUU
Melanaphis sacchari is the source of this 2166-nucleotide messenger RNA. RefSeq names its product aldehyde dehydrogenase-like. Bases 157 to 1614 code for a protein of 485 amino acids. The transcript has 11 exons. NCBI's taxonomy places the organism in Eukaryota, Metazoa, Arthropoda, Insecta, Hemiptera, Aphididae. Gene Ontology annotation, molecular function: aldehyde dehydrogenase (NAD+) activity. The record is from RefSeq and is a predicted model, not a curated record.